This is a messenger RNA of Dreissena polymorpha, 1948 nucleotides long. Its product is annotated as skin secretory protein xP2-like. The record is from RefSeq and is a predicted model, not a curated record. The coding region runs from base 287 to 1030 and encodes 247 amino acids. NCBI's taxonomy places the organism in Eukaryota, Metazoa, Mollusca, Bivalvia, Myida, Dreissenidae. The transcript is spliced from 4 exons.
CAAAAAGCAUUGCUCAAGCAAGUUGUAUAAAUUGAUCAUAUAAAAGCUAUACGCGUUUUCUACGUAUGUCGUUUUUUGUGUUGAUAUAUAUUACGUAUUGAAUAAAUCUAAAAGAAAGUUUGAUUUUAAUUGUUAGGUCGUGGUCAUCGUUGCGGGAGCGAACGACAUAGGACAUUCGUCUCCUGCUGAGAUCGUUCGCGAUUUCCAGCAGUUGUGCGAAAAGGUUCGCUCUGCUAACCCACGUGCGAGCAUCGUGCUUGUGGGGAUUUUGCCUAGAGGCGGGAACAUGUUUCCUGGAGGCUCGAUUCCGGCGAGCGUUCUGGAUGCAUUUGACCAGGAUGCGACCUCGGUGAACAGGAUGCUGGCCAGAGUGGCAGCCAAACUGCCAUGGCUGUACUUUCUGGAAGUGCCAGGCUUCUGUAGGGCACAUGGUAUCGUCCGGGAAAUGCUGAGUAGAGACGGGCUGCAUCUCAGCAUUAGGGGAACUGCAGCAGUUGUAUCGUGCGUGGAGCGAACAGUGAGGCAGCUUUUAGCCAGAGCUCCAGCGCCUCCUGCUGCAGCCAGAGCUCCAGCGCCUGCACCAGCUGCAGUUCCAGCGCCUGCCAGAGAUUCAGCGCCUGCCAGAACUUCAGCGCCUGCCAGAGAUUCAGCGCCUGCCAGAACUUCAGCGCAUGCCAGAACUUCAGCGCCUGCCACUGCUCAAGCGCCUGCCAGAACUUCAGCGCCUGCCAGAGAUUCAGCGCCUGCCAGAACUUCAGCGCCUGCCAGAACUUCAGCGCCUGCCAAAACUUCAGCGCCUGCCAAAACUUCAGCGCCUGCCAGAACUUCAGCGCCUGCCAGAACUUCAGCGCCUGCCAGAGAUUCAGCGCCUGCCAGAACUUCAGCGCCUGCCAGAACUUCAGCGCCUGCCACUGCUCAAGCGCCUGCCACUGCUCAAGCGCCUGCCAGAACGAGGAUAUGGUUCAAUGUGAUACCUGCAAAGAAUGGUUUCAUAAAAGUUGCGUUUCUGUGCCACAAGAUAAAUCGCUAGAUGAUUAUGAUUUUUCGUGUAAUGUGUGCAUUAAAAGUACUUGAUAAAAGCAUUUCUUUUGCCAUAUAGGUUUUUCAUUCUUACGUGCCGGUAGUUGAAAUGAUCGUCGUACGAAACGCAGGUCUGAUUAUCGUGUUCUCCGUUUCAAAAACAACAGUUUACUUUCUUUCUUUCAAUGCCCCAAUUAUCUCACGGUUUUUGCAAAUAACAGGUUUAAUACAGUGCUUAACGACCAAAUAACGUAUAAUAAUGUAUUGAUUGGUUUAAUAUCUACAGAUUCCGAGUUGAUUUACUACUGUGAUUGUUAUUAUUUACGUUGUGAUUAUAUUGGCUUGUGUUUUGUUAUUGCUUUUUGUUGUUUGCUAUUUUGUUUUUUUCACUUUUAUUGUUGUUGCUGUGCAGUCCGCACAGGCUAAUUUGGGACGACACUUUCCGCUUGUAUGGUAUAUUCUGUUCAUACGAAGUCUCUUCUUAGCGGAAAUUCAGUUUGGGCGGAGAGUGUCGACUCUAAUUAGCCUGCGCAGACUGCACAGUUCUAAGAAAUUGCAUCGUUUAUAUUAUGAUUAUAUUGGCUUGUGCUUUUGUUGUUUGCUAUUUUGUUUUUUCACUUUUAUUGUUGUUGCUGUGCAGUCCGCACAGGCUAAUUUGGGACGACACUUUCCGCUUGUAUGGUAUAUUCUGUUUGAACGAAGUCUCUUCUUAGCGGAAAUCCAGUUUGGGCGGAGAGUGUCGACUCUAAUUAGCCUGCGCAGACUGCACAGUUCUAAGAAAUUGCAUCGUUUAUAUUGUGAUUAUAUUGGCUUGUGCUUUUGUUGUUUGCUAUUUUGUUUUUUCACUUUUAUUGUUGUUGCUGUGCAGUCCGCACAGGCUAAUUUUGGACGACACUUUCCGCUUGUAUGGUAUAUUCUGUUUGAACGA